Ogataea polymorpha is the source of this 1326-nucleotide messenger RNA. RefSeq lists its product as uncharacterized. NCBI's taxonomy places the organism in Eukaryota, Fungi, Ascomycota, Pichiomycetes, Pichiales, Pichiaceae. The record is from RefSeq and is a predicted model, not a curated record. The transcript has a single exon. The coding region runs from base 1 to 495 and encodes 164 amino acids.
AUGUCCAAUAGAGAUUUCCACAAACUCCAGGAGGUCAGAUUAGCAAGAGCAAAACUUAACACAUACAAGUCUUUUGAUGCAGAAGAGGAUUUCGAAUUCUGCCCUAUUGUAAGCCCUCAGCGCUACACCAAAGAUCAUCGCUCGACUUUGCACUCGCCUCAGAACCUUAAUCAGAUAGACUCCGCCUCCCUUUUCAAAAUUUUGGCCGCUGCAAAUCAACAACCGCCAAAGCUGCCCCAGAUCGAGCAAGUGCCUGGUUUCUCUCUCCCGCAAAACACCACAUCCUCUCGCCAAGUUCAGGCGGAACACAGCUCGAAGUACCCCAAUUUCAAUUACAUCUCAGAUACACCAACAACGGGUUCUGAAGCAGCAUCCUCAAACGCUUCGUCGUUCAAAUUUCAUUCGGUGUCUUCCAAAGCAGCAGAACAGCUUCAAUCGAUUUACUCGAUCGCGGAGGACAAACAUCCUGGGAGAAUGCGCAUCGUUUCUGGUUGAGUCACUUCAAAACAACAAGCAGGAUAAACAUGAUAAUCACAAGCACGAAUAUCGUGAACCAAUCGCCAUGCUCUCUCAAUCUCUGCCUGAAUCUGUCUAUGUUCGUCCGUCCUCGAAUGAUUUUUGCAUUUGCCCUUGAUAUCCCUGACUCUAAAUCAUCAAGUAACACCAUGUGAUUGCCCACCUCAUCUCCAAUCUGCAAAGACAUCUCGUGUUGUCUAUUGACCGAUUGCGAUAAUGAAUUGAUGAUUUCGUCUUGAUUUAGUAUUUCCUGCUGAUUUUCCAUAAAUAUUUGUUUGUUUGACAUUCGCAUAGAAUCUAUCGUACUCCCGUUGUCGUCCUUGUAUACGUUGUUUGUUUCGAAAAGUACGUCUCUACUAGGCUCGUCGUUCUCAGUCAGAGAUGAUUUUGCUUGCGCCCGUUUCUGUGAUUCGGAUGGAUCUAUUAGGUUCUCCUUGAAUCUCACAGACUUAGAUUUCUUUAUUUUUGGUCUGGGUUUGUUAACGGCUUCGUCAAGCCGUAUUGUGUUAAUCUCGAAAUUGGCGUCCUUAGGAAGAUCCUCCUUGAUGGAGUUUAAAUGUUUAUUGUAAAUCUCCAAACUUUCACGAAAUCGAUCGACUUCCGGCCCCACUCCGCUAGAGUCUAUCUCUUCAACCAGAAGCAAUUCCACGUAUCUGAUCAAGUUUGCAAGUUUACUAAGCGUCAACACAAGAUCAUCAUUGGAAUUGAGAACUGGGGCAUCUCCUACCUGUUUCAGUGUGUGGAAAUCCUCCACUAAAGUUCCAAGUUCCUCUUCUAGAAGUGAAAGUUUGGUAAAUUGUCGCUCCAAAG